This is a messenger RNA of Sipha flava (yellow sugarcane aphid), 522 nucleotides long. RefSeq lists its product as uncharacterized. The annotation marks the transcript as partial. NCBI's taxonomy places the organism in Eukaryota, Metazoa, Arthropoda, Insecta, Hemiptera, Aphididae. The record is from RefSeq and is a predicted model, not a curated record. The transcript is spliced from 3 exons.
AUGGAAUGUUUUACAGCCUUUAUAUCUGGCUACACCUACAGAAGAAUUCUGCUUGGCAUAGUAGAUCCUAACUACAAGUUUUUAAUUGUUGAUAUUGGUAGUUAUGGCCGUCAUAGUGACAGUAGUAUUUUUGAGAAUUCAUCCUUUUAUCGCGAGUUCAUACAAGGUAAAACUAUUUUACCACCUAAACCUUUACCUGGAACAACCACCCCAGUCCCACAUGUUUUUGUAGGUGACAAAGGUUUUAAACUAGAAACUUUUUUAAUGCGCCCAUUUCCGAGAGCUGUAGUUGCACAAGAUGAAGCUAAAAAAGUAUUCAAUAAACCUAUUGAAUUAGAAGUAGAUACUGCAGAACAUGUUGUCAAGGCAGCUUGUUGUUUACACAAUUAUCUCCGAAGUACCUCUACAAUUGAAAACGAACCAGAAGAAGAAGACGCUAUUUCACCUACUAAUGUGUUUUCUAAUACACAACGAAUAAGAGAGAGAUCAAGUAUUGCAGCUACUUCUGUUAGAGAGAACUUC